Gastrolobium bilobum is the source of this 645-nucleotide messenger RNA. RefSeq lists its product as uncharacterized. The coding region runs from base 1 to 645 and encodes 214 amino acids. The transcript has 3 exons. The record is from RefSeq and is a predicted model, not a curated record. NCBI's taxonomy places the organism in Eukaryota, Viridiplantae, Streptophyta, Magnoliopsida, Fabales, Fabaceae.
AUGACGGUUAUACUUUUCAAUGCACGUGAUAAUGAACUGAAGUUCUUCAUUCCUGAAAAACAAACAGCUGAAGCGGAGAUGGCAUCAUUGAACCAGGAAAGAAAAAUUGAAGAGCUUGAAGCACAAUUGAAUGAGGCUGAGGAUGUCAUAACAGAUCUUAGGGCUGAGUUGAAACAUGUAUAUUUUAAGUUAGAAAAGACAAGGAAUGGUCAGGUCCAGUCGUUGGAUGGACAGAAUGUAAAGCAAGUUGCAUCUUUUCAGGAGAGUGCAAAACCUGAGACUUCACUAUCCUCUCCUAAUAAAGAACUUGAAUGUGUAGCAAGAUGUGAUGUGAAGGAAAAAUCCCUGACUCUGAAUGUUUUAGAUGAUACGUACUGUAAUUCAAAAGAACAAAGUGAGCAAUUGUGCAUCUCUAAUUUGGAGGAUUAUUAUGCUUAUGCCUCUGACUUUGCUUCCAUCAUCAUGAGAAGCAAGGACCCUGAACUGUGUAAAAAUGGAUUUACUCACAGAAUCUGUGCACUCGAAGAAAACUUGCUGGAGGAAAAGCUGCUCACUCGGGAUGUGCACAAUCAACAUUUUGGUAAAAGGCAUGGGCUCAUUGUCAAGGACAGUCUUGUUUUCUAUCUUCUUGUAAACUACAAAUAA